AGGCUGGGGAGGAGGGUGGGGAGGAGGGUGGGGAGGAGGGUGGGGAGGAGGGUGGGGAGGAGGGUGGGGAGGAGGCUGGGGAGGAGGCUGGGGAGGAGGGUGGGGAGGAGGCUGGAGAGGAGGGUGGGGAGGAGGCUGGGGAGGAGGGUGGGGAGGAGGGUGGGGAGGAGGGUGGGGAGGAGGGUGGGGAGGAGGCUGGGGAGGAGGCUGGGGAGGAGGGUGGGGAGGAGGGUGGGGAGGAGGCUGGGGAGGAGGGUGGGGAGGAGGCUGGAGAGGAGGGUGGGGAGGAGGGUGGGGAGGAGGGUGGGGAGGAGGGUGGGGAGGAGGGUGGGGAGGAGGCUGGGGAGGAGGCUGGGGAGGAGGGUGGGGAGGAGGCUGGAGAGGAGGGUGGGGAGGAGGCUGGGGAGGAGGGUGGGGAGGAGGGUGGGGAGGAGGGUGGGGAGGAGGGUGGGGAGGAGGCUGGGGAGGAGGCUGGGGAGGAGGGUGGGGAGGAGGCUGGAGAGGAGGGUGGGGAGGAGGCUGGGGAGGAGGGUGGGGAGGAGGGUGGGGAGGAGGGUGGGGAGGAGGGUGGGGAGGAGGAAAGGGGUGGGGCGGAAUGGAGUGGGGCAGAAAGGGGUGGGGCGGAAUGGGGUGGGGCGGGGCGGAAUGGGGUGAGGCGGAUUGGGGAGAUGAGGGAUGGGGAGAUGAGGGAUGAGGAGAUGAGGGAUGGGGAGGUGUGGGAUGGGGAGGAGAGGGCUGGGGAGGAGAGGGAUGGGGAGGUGAGGGAUGAGGAGGUGAGGGAUGGGGAGAUGAGGGAAGGGGAGAUGAGGAAUGGGGAGAUGAGGGAAGGGGAGAUGAGGAAUGGGGAGAUGAGGGAAGGGGUAAUGAAUGAACGUGUAUGCGACGGAAGGGUGCUGCUGACCACGCACCCUCCCACACCCCACGCGAUGGGAAGGGAUGAGAGGGUGGGCGGCAUGGGUAGAGAAGCGAUGGUGGAGAGGGGGAACGUGAUGGGCAGGGGAGUGAUGACGACGUGGAGAGAGGAGGAGAGAAGGGAGGUCGGCGGGAAGGCUAAGCGAGGACGAUGGGAGGGCAAGCGUGGGCGACAGUGGCGGUGGGCGACGGUGGCGGUGGGCGACGGUGGGGAGAAGCGUGGGCGACGGUGGGGGGAAGCGUGGGCGACAGUGGGGGGAAGCGUGGGCGACGGUGGGGGGAAGCGUGGGCGACGGUGGGGGGAAGCGUGUGUGACGGUGGGGGGAAGCGUGGGCGACGGUGGGGGGAAGCGGGGGCGACGGUGGGGGGAAGCGUGGGCGACGGUGGAGGGAAGCGUGGGCGACGGUGGGGGGAAGCGUGGGUGA
Closterium sp. Naga37s-1 is the source of this 1337-nucleotide messenger RNA. The record is from the annotation of a GenBank genome assembly. Lineage: Eukaryota; Viridiplantae; Streptophyta; Zygnematophyceae; Desmidiales; Closteriaceae.